AUGAACGAAGUCAACAAUUACGUUGCUUAUGUGGAUUGCACGUUUUUCGCAUUAGCCCGAAUUGAUGAGAUAAAAGUAAAAGUUUACAAUGUGAAGGAUAACCGUACUAGAUUGUUAUGGAGCUACAAACUGAAUAAUCCGUGUCAACAUUACGCUGUAGCCGAUCUUAUUAAAAAAAAAUUAAACGCUGAUAAUUGUGUUGUAAAACAGGUCCCUUUUGAUUUAAAGUUGACUAGUUACGAAGUCUGUAGUGGUCCAAAAGUCACGAACCUUACGUCUUACUCUACAAAUAUUGUAAAAGAAGGUGACAAUUAUGUUUGUUGGUUGAAUUGCACGGUUUUUGCACAAACACGAAUUGAUGAAAUGGCUUCACGAUCUAGGAUGUUAGUUCAAUUAGCUACAGGUGUUAAAAAUAAUUUAAGUGUUUGUAUUUUAACACAAGACGAGAUUGAAAAUGCCAAAAGUUCGACCAAUACAUUGCAGACAUCAAAAGAAGACAAAGACAUCGCAUUAAAUUCCAUCCGACCUCCUAGUAAUUCGACUAGUAGCAGCGGUUCCUCUAGUUAUAGCAGUUCUUCGAGUUCUAGCAGUUCUUCAAGCAGUGGCCCAUCUAUGUAUCAAUACAGCGACGACUCGGUAAAGGAUCCUGAUUAUGAAGCCCAACCAACAAAACAUGCUGAGUAUUCUUCUGAUACUGCCGAGGAACAAAAUAUCACUACCAACGAUACAAAUAUUUCGGAUGAUCAUAAUUUGGUAACAUCUAAUAUGGUUUCAAUAAACAUUGAAAACUACGAGGAACCACUUUCGUCUACAAACGAACAUGCUAUGGUAUUCAACGAUCCCGGUGUCAUAGAGAACAGUGAACUUUCUGCGAUUGAAAACGUAAGCAACGAAAAUGCUGCAGGUACAAUAGUAUAUAAUUCUAGUCCAACUAAAACUGGUAAAAAAAGAAGACUAAAUGAAGCAAACUGGAAAGUUAAUGUAGCUAAACGACUGAGAAAUAGUGAGGAGCAAAGACAGACAAUUUUAAAUGACUAUUGGAGCUUAGGUGCAAUAGAAAAACAAUGGACGUUUAUUGCUAAUAACGUAGACAUAAUCAUCCCAAAACAACGUUACGUUAAAGUUGAUUCUGAUGGAAAUGUUGCAACUAUUAGAAACAACAACAACGCUUUCUUUUUGACUAUUUCGGGUGAAAAAACAAGAGUUUGUAAAUUGUUUUUCAAAAAUACUUUGGGGAUUAAUAAUCGACCCAUAGAGACUGCUUUGAAAAAGAAAAAUAGCAACACUAAUAUUUCUUCCAUGAAAGAUAACCGAGGUACUCAUUCAAACCAUUAUGCAGUGGACGAAAGCAUUAAAAAUGGCAUCAAAUUGUUUAUUGAGUCUGUACCAAAGAUUGAGUCACAUUAUAUCCGGGCUAACUCAAAACGAAAUUAUAUUGAUGGUAGUAAAGCUGUCACAGAUCUUCAUAGAGAUUAUGUGGAAAAAUGCAAAUCCCAAAACGUCCCAUAUGGAACCUACAUUACAUUUUAUCGUAUUUUCACACAAGAUUUUAACAUGUCGUUUUUCACUCCUAAAAAGGAUUUAUGCGAUAUAUGCGAAGCCUAUAAAAACAUCACAGAUGAAGAGAAAGAAUUUAAGAAACAAGAUUAUGAAUUACACCGGAAAAGAAUUUGUCUCGUAUUGAAAAAGAAAAAGAUAAGAACAACAAAAAUAUUUUAUUAG
Messenger RNA from Parnassius apollo (apollo), 1722 nucleotides. The record is from the annotation of a GenBank genome assembly. Lineage: Eukaryota; Metazoa; Arthropoda; Insecta; Lepidoptera; Papilionidae.